Colletotrichum gloeosporioides is the source of this 513-nucleotide messenger RNA. Its product is annotated as Scytalone dehydratase. Gene Ontology annotation, molecular function: scytalone dehydratase activity. The coding region runs from base 1 to 513 and encodes 170 amino acids. NCBI's taxonomy places the organism in Eukaryota, Fungi, Ascomycota, Sordariomycetes, Glomerellales, Glomerellaceae. The record is from RefSeq and is a predicted model, not a curated record. The transcript is spliced from 3 exons. Gene Ontology annotation, biological process: melanin metabolic process.
AUGGCUUCUGUGAGCACAGGCAUUAUCAAUUUCGAAGACUACAUGGGUGUUUCGGCAGCUCUUUUCGAGUGGGCAGAAAGCUAUGAUACCAAAGAUUGGGACCGUCUGCGAAAAUGCGUCACUCCUGAGUUGCGAAUAGAUUAUCGAGACGUGAUAGGAAAGCUGUGGGAAUCUAUGCCGGCCGCAGACUAUGUUGCCAUGAUUUCUAGCCCGGCGGUCCUAGGAAACCCGCUUUUGAGGACGCAACACUUUGUCGGUGCCACAAAGUGGGAAAAGAUCUCUGACACAGAGAUUCUUGGACACCAUCAGCUACGUGUACCCCAUAUCAAACUUUCUGAUGCGAGCCCGCCGGUUGAGGAGAAGAAGGGUCACGCCCACAGCUACAAUCAGCAUUGGUAUCGAAAGAUAGACGGUGUUUGGAAGUUCGCUGGUCUGCGCCCGGAAGUAAGAUUCGGCGAGUACGACAUGAAAGGCAUUUUUGAAAGCGGGCGGCAGUCGGUAGCUUCAGAGUAG